AGAAAAUCGUCAUCAGAUGCAGCGAAGAAACGUACACUUCGGACGACUCCCGACUGGGAGGAAACGGCAGUCAACGGAGACCACCUUUGGGUGCCAACUUCCGUAUCCGGCGAUUUUUGCUAUGCGGGAGACUCCGAUUGUCUGGGAAAAAUCACCGAACAUGGCAACCCUGUCAAAGCACCACUGUUACUCCACACGUCAAGUUUUGAGGUCGUUUUUACAGUGCUGCCGUAGUUUAUGCUGCUUCAUAGACUCAUGCUACUUGUCUUCAUCUUUUACAACAACUUUCCAGAAGAAAUUCUCGUUUUGUCUCCAAUCUGAUGCAAUACCUUGUUAGCCUCUAAUGCAACAAUGAACAGAAUGUACAAAAAUGUUUUAAUGCCCUUCCUCAAUUUUGUAGUAACUUAAACGACGAGACUUUCAAAAAGACUGUAAAAAUGUACCCACUAAGUAAUGCUUUUUAUAGUUUAGAUAAGUUUUUAGAAAAUUCAUUUUGUUAUUUCA
Molecule: messenger RNA, 504 nt
Organism: Acanthoscelides obtectus
Lineage: Eukaryota; Metazoa; Arthropoda; Insecta; Coleoptera; Chrysomelidae
Source: the annotation of a GenBank genome assembly